Molecule: messenger RNA, 4335 nt
Organism: Phytophthora sojae
Lineage: Eukaryota; Oomycota; Peronosporomycetes; Peronosporales; Peronosporaceae
Exons: 1
Coding region: 16-1731 (571 amino acids)
Biological process (GO): positive regulation of transcription by RNA polymerase II
Cellular component (GO): nucleus
Molecular function (GO): DNA binding; histone binding; ATP-dependent activity, acting on DNA
Source: RefSeq, a predicted model, not a curated record
GGCUGGCAGAAGAUCAUGUACCGACGCAUCCAAGAAGGUGGCGCGCUGCUGAUGGAGACGACAGACGGCUCGGGUAAGAAGAAGGGAAAGACCAAGUACACGUCCAAGGGUCUUUCCAACGUGUUGAUGCAGCUGCGCAAGGUGUGCAACCACCCUUACCUGUUCCAGACAAAUGAUUACCAGAUCGACUUCGACAUCGUUCGGUCAUCGGGCAAGUUCGAGUUGCUGGAUCGCAUGCUGCCGAAGCUGAAAGCUGCAGGUCAUCGCGUGCUGAUGUUCAGUCAGAUGACGCAAUUGAUGCACGUGCUGGAGGACUACUUCAACUAUCGUGGCUUCCGCUACCUCCGUCUGGAUGGUUCCACAAGUGCUGAUGAACGUGAACAGCGAAUGUUCAUGUUUAACGCGCCGGACUCACCGUUCUUCAUCUUCCUUCUCAGUACUCGUGCUGGUGGUCUCGGACUCAAUCUCGCGACAGCUGACACGGUCAUUAUCUUCGACAGUGACUGGAACCCUGCCAUGGAUGCACAGGCCCAGGAUCGCGCGCAUCGUAUCGGUCAGAAGAAUGAAGUGCGCGUCUUCAGACUUGUCACCAACAGUCCUGUGGAGGAGAAGAUUCUGUCGCGUGCGACCGACAAGAUGAAUAUGAACAAUCUCGUUGUGGAGGCUGGUAAGUUCAACAACCGCUCCAAGGAGGCAGAACGACGUGCGAUGCUCGAGAGUCUCAUCAAGAUGGAGCAGGAGGAGGCAGCACACGCAGCUCACGGCGAUGAUGACGCAUCGAACGUUCUGUUGGAUGACGAGAUUAAUGAGAUGAUGGCGCUGACCGAUGAAGAGCUCGCUUUGUACCAGCGUCUGGAUGGUGAGCGUAAGGCUCGUGAGGCGAAGGAGUGGGAGGAGUACUGCAAGCAAUACCAUGUCCCGCACACUCCCCGUUCUCGCCUGAUGUCAGAGAAGGAUGCCCCGGCUUGGCUGCGCGAAGCCAACGAAGUUAUGGAGCACGACAUUGCCACCGGAAAGCACGACAAGGACAGCUGGAACUUUGACAUGGAAACCGUUGCAGGCAAACCGCGCAAGCGCAAGGAGAUGUCGUACCGCGAUCAGUUUACCGAUGCUGAGUUCGUUAAGAUGUGCGAGGAUGGAAUCGAUGAGGACGAGAUGAAGGCUGCGGCGAAGAGUCCCAAGAGCUCCAAGCAAGGCAAACGGAAGCGCGACGAGGACGAAGAGUUCGUGGAUACUGCUGCCGCUGAUGAAGUUGAAGACGAAGACAACCCCAAUGAAGACGACGCGGGUCGGCGCGAACGCAAGAUGUUGUGCUACUACUACCGCAAGGUCUACGAGGCCGUUACCAAACUCAAAGAUCCCACAGGACGUCUACGCUCCGAGUUGUACGUGGAGAAGCCGUCGCCAGUGGACUACCCUGACUACUACGGCAUCGUGAAGACUCCGAUGGACUUGAUGACCAUCAAGACGCGCCUCGACAAAUACUACUACGCGUCGCACGAACAGUUUGAAGCCGAUUUCAACCUCAUGAUCAGCAACGCGCAGCUCUACAACCAUCACGAGUCGCUGGUGGUAUACGACGCUCUGGAGAUCGACAAGUGCGUCAAGACGAAGAUGAAGCCGCUGCACUUGAAGACGAUGGAGCAGAUCGCAGCGGCGUACGAGAAGGCCAAGAAGGACCACAAGCGCCGCUCCAAGCAGCGCAAGGACAAGAAGCGCCGGCAUCACUAAGGGAAGUUAAGUUGUCCACGUCAACGUGCAUUACUCCAUUCCAGCGUACAAAAUCUAUCGACCCUCCUUGUCUCGUAGUAGUAGUUCUUAUCGCGUGUAUCAUCGUUAUACUUGAACGCAUGUUAGGUAAAGUAGCCGGCGUCGAUGGCGUCCGAGCUCGUGCCCUUGCUGUCCAACACGCCAAUGUUCCUCGACGACGGAGCCUCCUUGAACGUCUUGUAUGUGCGCUAUGAAAGACAACCAUGCAACCAGUAAGCAACUCGUCAUCGCUUGCAACUCAAAAACACAAGACAACCUCCACCCACCUCAAGGUUAUCAUUAACCGCCAUGACCGCGGCCAAGUUGCCGAAGCGGUGGCAGUAGUUGGGCGCGCUCCAGACUGUCGAAAAGGUUUCUCGGAAGAGCACCUGGUAGCCUUCCAUGCACAACUGGUGCGCUCGGGCCAUGUGCGAAAGCUUGUUCGUGUGCAGGAACUUCUCCACCACGUCCUCUCCGAAGAUGUAGCCCGCUCCUCUCGGCGACUGCAAGCAAACCACAAGCAAACCACGAAUCAACCGAUCAGUACACUCUUCUCCUUUCACUCUCCUCUCCUUUCCGCCCUCACCAUGUGGAAGCCGAGCGUCUUGGAGUCCGGGUCGGACCACACAAUGUCGGCGAAGAUGCCGUCGGGCGGGAUCUCCUGGAACCGGUCGAGCAUGCGCAGCUGGUCCAGAUGAUGCAGCGCCGGGCUGAGUCCGCCGUGCAGACACAGCAGGCGGUCGUCGAUGAGCGCGCCCAGCGGCAGGAAGUCGAAGAGCUCCAUGAAGGCCUUGUAGAUGCGCGCGUCGCCGUCGUACUUCUUCAUGCACUCGAUCUGGAAGCCGUAGACCUGCGUCGUCUGGCGCGACUCGUGGUUGCCGCGCAGCAGCGUCACGCGCUCCGGGUAGCUGGCCUUGAGCACGCAGAGCAGCGAGAUGGUCUCCACGCUCAUGGCGCCGCGGUCCACGAAGUCCCCGAGGAAGACGUAGCUCGUGUCGGGCGCUUGGCCCGCCAGCUUGAAGAGCUCCAGCAGGUCGUGGAACUGCCCGUGGAUGUCGCCGCACACGGCCACGGGCGACGCCACGCGCACCACGUUGUCGUCCUCCACCAGAAGGUCCUUCACGCGCUCGCACAGCGCCAGCACGGCGUUGCCCUCCAGGUGCUCGCCGCGCUGCAGCCGCUCCAGGUGCCGCCCGUAGUGCGUCGCCAUGAUACGAGUAUUUCGCAGUCGCGUCGAAAAUGGCGAGGCGUCGUGUGAACCACAUCUAUUGGUGUGAACCACAGGACGAUAAAGUCCACGUGAGGUGGACAUCUUCGACUCAACUGUAUUCGGGACAACAGAAGCUUGUUUGGAAGUCGUUACUACAACAUUGCUACAACAUCACGAUAUCUUAAUGAGAGCAACACAGUACAGCGUUGUGUUGCUCGGUAAUUUAUGCCCAAUUUAAUUUUCGAAGAAGUUCAAAUUGAAGUUGAAAUUUCACCAAGAUAUUUCCAUACCAUUAAAGUACGAAUCUCCGGAUGCCGGCCGAAGAGGCCACGAAGCAACCCACGGGUGCGAAAGGGGUGAAGAAAUCGCCCGCGAAGGCGAAAAAAAUGACGAAGGCGAAGAAGCCAGUGUCCGCUGUGAAGGGUAAGUGCAAAUAAUGCUGUGAAUACUGUCACAAAUUGAUCUAAUACGUCUCAACGUUGCUACUGCUUAGACAAGCGGAUCAAGGGAGUCGGUAAGGUGCUCGAGUGAGCGAACAGCGCCGUGAAGAAGACCAGCGUAGGGUAAGCAAAAACGAUAUGGUUUGAACAAGGUGGCUCUAAUGGGCACUAACUGCUUUUAUUUCACAUACCCGCUGCUACUUCCUGUACAAUAGGACGACGUGCUUCUCUACGAGCGCGAAAACCCGUUGACUACCUCCGUGCAGUGCUGGGUUUUGUCCAGGACCACGCCAGUGAUGAUGAUUAUCGUCCUGAAGACGACCCGGACGAUGGCGUCGACGACCGGGACGACGGCCCCGACCUCGUGGACAACCUGGACGACUCGGACAUCUUGCUGGGCACCGACGGACCCAACCAGAGCACGAGGAGCAACGUCAACUCGAGCGUUAUGCCGAAUAAAGUGCUACCCGUACAGGCCGCUACGCCGAGCGGCAUUGUGCACCAGGUUGAGGUGCCAGAUGACACGGCGCUCGACCAGCACGACGCGCUAGAAGCGGAGGGGCUGGGGAAGGACGCGGCGUCGGACGCCCCGGAGCUCAACCAGGCCAAUGCGCCGGAGGACAAGGCGCCCAGCAAAGGCACGAUGCCGGGCGACUCGGCGCCCGACAAGGACGAUGUGCUGGCCGACAAGGCGCCCGGCCAGGACGUGGUGCAGGACGACUCGGGGCCCGGCCAGGACGUGAUGCUCGACGAUUCGGCGAUCGCCAAAGAUGACCUGCUGGACGACGCGGCGCCUGCCAAGGACGACGUGCCGGUCGGCAAUAUGCCAGCCUUCGAGGGUGGGCGGGAUGGUGAGGCCGGAGUUUGCUCACAGUUUGGCUGUGUACCUGCCCUGAACGUAGUGCUCCAUACCGGCGGGCAUGACGACGACGAGCA